This is a messenger RNA of Micromonas pusilla CCMP1545, 1652 nucleotides long. RefSeq lists its product as uncharacterized. Gene Ontology annotation, biological process: fatty acid biosynthetic process. Gene Ontology annotation, molecular function: 3-oxoacyl-[acyl-carrier-protein] synthase activity. NCBI's taxonomy places the organism in Eukaryota, Viridiplantae, Chlorophyta, Mamiellophyceae, Mamiellales, Mamiellaceae. Gene Ontology annotation, cellular component: mitochondrion. The transcript has 4 exons. The record is from RefSeq and is a predicted model, not a curated record. Bases 88 to 1557 code for a protein of 489 amino acids.
CGCGCGGUCGAUCCGUCCGUCGACGCCGCGACGCCCGUUCGCAUCGCAUCGCAUCGCAUCGCAUCGCAUCGCAUCGCAUCGAACGCCAUGGCGAUGAGCGCGACCCUCGGCGGCGCGUCCGUCGCGUCGUCGCGCGCGCUGUCUUCGCGCGGCGCGGACGACCGAUCGGGCACGAUCGCGACGGAGUGUCGAUGGCGGACGACGACGACGACGACGACGGGUCGUCGUCGCGUCCUCGUCCUCGUCCGCGCGGCGUCCGCGAGCUCCUCCCUCCCGGACUCCCAGCGCGUCGUCAUCACCGGCGCGGGCGUCGUCUCCACCGCGGGCCACGACCGCGUCUCGUUCUUCGAGUCGCUGUGUUCGGGAAAGAGCGGCGUUAUCGAUCUUCAAGAGGCGUUCCCGGGCGUCUUCGACGACCUCCCCACGCGCAUCGGCGCGCCGGUCGUGGACCUGGACUACGGCACCGACCUCACCGCGAAAGAGGCGCGGAGAAUGGACAAGGUGCACCAGUACGCGAUAUGCGCGGGGAAGCGCGCGCUGCGAGACGCGAACCUGUGGGGGGAAGAUUUAGAAAAGAUCGACAAGACCAGGUGCGGCGUCCUCGUCGGAAGCGCGAUGGGCGGCAUGCAGGUCUACGAGGACAACGUCGUCGCGCUGAAGAACAAGGGCGUGAAGAAGAUGUCUCCGUUCACGGUGCCGUACAUGCUGACGAACAUGAGCGGGGCGAUCUUGGGGAUGCAGAAGGAGCUCGGGUUCCGCGGGCCGAAUUAUGCGGUGAACACCGCGUGCGCGACGUCAAACUACGCGUUCAUCAACGCCGCGAUGCACAUCAAAGCCGGGCAGGCGGAUCUCAUCCUCGCCGGCGGCACCGAGGCGGCGGUCACGCCCAUGGGCCUCGCCGGGUUCAUCGCCUGCCGCGCGCUGUCCUCGCGCAACGACGCCCCGACCGCGGCGUCGAGGCCGUGGGACAAGGGGAGGGACGGGUUCGUAAUGGGCGAGGCGCGUCCUGGCGCGGGGGUGCUCGUGAUGGAGUCGUUGGCGCACGCAAAGGCGCGCAGCGCGCCGAUUCUCGCGGAGUACCUCGGCGGCGGGAUCUCGACGGACGCGUACGACCUCACGUCCCCGCGCGCGGACGGGCGCGACGUGAUUCUGUGCAUGCGGACCGCGCUGAGAGACGCGGGGAUCGAGGCGAAGGACGUCGACUUGGUCAACGCGCACGGGACGUCCACCCCCGUCGGCGACUUAUGCGAAGUCGCCGCGAUCAACGAAGUCUUCGGCGCGGUCAAGACUAAGGACACGAUGAAACUGAACAGCACGAAGAGCAUGCUCGGGCACUCGCUCGGCGCCGCGGGCGCGUUGGAAGCCAUCGCGUGCUUGCAGUCCAUCGCGGAGGGACGCGUGCACCCGACGAUCAACCACGACGACCCGGAGGACGGCGUCGACUUCGACGUCGUCGCCAACGUCGCGCAGGCGUUCGACGUGAAGAUCGCGCUGUCGAACUCGUUCGGUUUCGGUGGGCACAACUCCAGCUGCGUGUUCGGGAAGUUCGAGGCGUGAUGAUAGGCGCGUUGAGAGGGGGGUUGAGAGUUGAGGUUGAGGUUGAGUACAGGUACUCGUAUUCAUCAUUUCGAGUCUGGUAAUAACAGAAAGUA